Molecule: messenger RNA, 11424 nt
Organism: Podarcis lilfordi (Lilford's wall lizard)
Lineage: Eukaryota; Metazoa; Chordata; Lepidosauria; Squamata; Lacertidae
Source: the annotation of a GenBank genome assembly
AUGAAGUUACAGGAUGAAUCCGACUCUAUAUUUAGGAAGAACAACUGUAAGCUAUGACAGGAAUUCUCUUUUACACUUGGCUUCUAAACUCAGCACUGCUCCAGCCCUAGAAGUGCUCUUGGUAGUUAGUACACAGGCACAAAGGGCUUCAUCAGUUCCAGCCACCUCUAAAGGAUUCCAGGGAAGAUCUCAGCUGAUCGAAGAAGGUGCAUCACUCAGCAUCGAAAGAAGGUGUUUGCAUCUACUCUCCUGACAGGUUGGAGUGUUUCUUAUAUAAAUAACCAGGUACAUAAUAAAAGCUAAUUUGGGGAGGGGGUGCUGUUUGAAAAAGUGAAAGGUUGACUUGGGAAAACACUUUCAUAUAUUGCUAGGAGAUGAAUGAAUGAACUGCCUUUUCUGUAAAGUUUAAUAUCUGUAAAGCAGAUCAGUAUGCUUACACAGGCUGCUAUUACAAGUGCUUUAUACUCCAUUCGAAAUUUAAGACAGUAAGAAUGUUGAUGCCACUUAGAAUUAUCUUAAGAAUAUCCCCUGUGUAUAUGCCAACACGGCCCCUAUGGAAAUGUGCUUCAUACAGUUAGAAAAAAGGCACGUUUUCCUCCACCAUUUCUUUAUUGUUGUCUGCUUGAAAUAUUUUAAUUUACCCGAUGUUUGUUGAUGCUGUUGCAAGUACCAGCAAAGUAAUAACAGCAAAGUUAGAACAGUUAUAAGAUCACUGUAUGAGAUCACAAGGAUUUGAUAAGAAUUGUCAUAAGGCAAGUAGUUACAAUGAACUUGAUGGGGUGCAUCUGCAUGGCGUGCAGUAAAGUUUCAGCAUGGACUUUUCUUCUGCUUUCAGUACAUGCUGGGCUCCCAGCAGUGUAAUUUCUAUCUAGGUCUUCAACACAUCAGAGCUUUCUGUUUAUAACACUUGUGCCAGUUUCAUGCAUACAGCAGGGAGUCAAAGGAUGACAUUCCUAGUUCCUCUUCAAAUGGAUCUAGGGUAGUGUUAUGAAAGACGUAAAUUAUGAAAGUGCCUCAGGUAGAUCAGCUCCUUUAAAGCAAACCGAAGAACUCAGACGGUGCAAACAGCUGCGUGUCCUUUGGCACCCUCUCUCGGCACUUAUUUUUAGAUCAGGCAGAGAAGAUCACCACUUCUUUGAGUUUUAUUCCUUCCUAUCCCUUGCGCCUGUUCAGGAAUCAUAGGGACAUUCGCACAAUGAAGUCAAGUGCUAAAUACGGUAGUUCCAAAAAGAAACAACUGUGGCAUUGCCUUCAACAUGUGGUAGACUGAUGAAAUAAAAGGUAAGCUGUGAACUAAAUCUUUGAAUGCCUGCAAGAUUUAGUAGUAUCCAGGUUUUCAGCUAAAAAUUGUAUUUAAAUAUUGGAUGUUUUAAAACCAGUUAGCCGAAUACUUAGGAAAGCAUUGAGGAGCAUAAUUAGUUGAGUUUGAUCACUCCCAUUUUGUUGCAUGGAAGUUAGGAUAGGGGUAGAGGAGGAAGACUGGAGGCAUUGCUGCCCUCAGGCUCUGUGUCACAAGGACUUGCAGGAAGGGAGUUAUGCUUGUUGCUACUGUAGCUAUACUGGGCUAUAUUUCUUCCAGAGAGUUAGAGAAGAAAAAGAAACUAUCCUGUGCCAGAUGUCUGGAUUUAUGGGGGCCAUGAAGUAGUGCAAGCCUCAGUAAGGUGCAGAGGGAGAUACUUCAGCUCCUUUCUACAGCAACUCCCUCUGUGCCCUAUAAUCUCUUGUACUGUCAGCACAAUCCUAUACAUCAGGGGCAGGAAAAUUAUGACACCCCCCCCUCCCAGCGGCUGCUGGACUGCAACUCCCAUCAUCCCUAUCAGCAGCGCUGGCUGGAUCUGGUGGGAGUAGACCAGCAACCAGUGGAGGACACCAGAUUCUCCUCUCCUGUGUUAAUGUCCAUGCUGCAGUACACCUCACGGACAGCUGUGGAGCUGACUCCCAGGUAAAUGUGUUCCGUAUAUAGAAUUGUAACCUUCAUGGCUCCAAAGGGUGCCUGGAAGGUCUUGUGCAGGAACUACAUUUUCUUUCCUGAUAUUUCUGUAUGGAUGUUAGUGUAGGAGGAAGACAGCACCCACCCCUGGUCCCCUUGGUGGAUACCCUGGUGAAAUAUUGCAUAUUUGGCUGCGUUCCAGAAGUCCUGGUGCAACGUGAGGAAUAUCCGUGCAACAUGACAGCACUAUCAGAUUGUAGGGUUGAGCUUUUUUUUUUUAGGAAGACCCACAAAUUGUUGAGCUUUUUUAAAACAAACCCCAGAGUUGUUGAACUUGUGACAGCAUUGGCUCCUGUACAUGUGUAGUCAAAUAUAAAGUUGCUGCAGCCUACCGUUAUAUUUUGAUUCCUGAAUGUCUGAUAGCCAGCAGUUGUACCAAAGGGGAAGGGGGAAGAGAGAAUGUAGCCCAAUAAGGUUGUCUAUUUUUACUCUUCAGCAUUCUGUUGUCCUGAUUUCUCUGGCAAUAAUGAGGUCAGCAGAAACAGGCAGGGAAGAAAGAUUGUCUCUGCCAGAAGUUCUUCACAACUCUAUGAGGCACCUCUAUAGGGGCUUUGCUCUGCCUUCACAUUAUUUUUGUUACUUUAUGUUCAUCCCGAAGUUAAUAUUCCAUUUAAGAGCUUUACAAGCUUAAAGAACUGCUCCUGGGAAGCCACAUGUAGGCAGUGCCAUGUUUAGACAGAGAAGACAAACUGGAAAGAGUGUGUGGACCACAUGGAAUGUUACGGCUGCUGCAGUUUUAAAUAGUCAUUCAUUUUUCCUCUCUCAACAACCCAUAUUAACAGGCCUUCAAGUAGUUUGUUUAUCAGUUUCAGGCUGCAGUUACCUUUUAUUUUUGAGAAGAUGCAUUACCUUCAGUUUAAAGUUAAAGGAAUUUAUAAUGCCUUUGCAAGUUUUAUAUGGGGCAAAUUAAUUUUUUAUCAACAAAAGCCAGGUUUUCAAUAUAAGCAAUUCCUGAUUGUGUAACUUGAAGCGAACAUAUUAAUAAGUAGCGCUCCCAUGAAUAUGUGCCGUUUGAUGGAAAAGCUAACUUCUCGUUUACUAUUGUGAUGGGAAAGCGAUCUUACUCUUUCUGCCCAUGAAAAAUUAACAAGGGAAGCUCAGGUGUUCUCACUCCUUUGCAGCAUUCUAUGGUUGUAUCUAAGUAACUCUGAAACUAAGCCCGAAAGACAAUCUGGACUGAUGAAUGAAUACCUAUCAAGAAGAAACAUGGGCUAAAUUGUAGUUUAUCAAGCCAUUGUUGCUCGUAAAAAAGUUUUGUUUUAUUAGUAAUCAUACUUAUUUUGCUUUCAGGGAUAAAUCUCUUCCUUUAAAAUGUCAAAACAGCCAGCUUCGAAUGUUAGAAGCAUUCAGGUAAGAGAUAAUAUUUUAUGUUACUAGUAGUAAAUAAGAAGUAUUUUGAUUGAAAACAAAACAUCCGUUUGUUUGACGCUUCAGCGCUAACUAGGAAUUAUUUAAAACUUGCUUGUCAUGCAAGUAAAUGCAUUUUGAUCCCAUCUUUUCCAUGGUUUUACAUAUUCCAUUAUCAGCUUAAUUGUCUUAACUAGUUUUCCCGUGUGCUGUGCCAAGCACACACACACACAGUCAUACACAAAACAACCUAUAGCAUUUUCCACGAGGCAUGAAAAAGAAGCUGGAAGGUUUUUUGUACAUCAUCUAAAAGCAUUUGACUGCACAAACAUCACAUAUAUGCCUAUGUUUGUGUGUUGCUUACUUCUAAUUGUCCAGCAAAAUUCACUUUCCAUUACUGGCAUCUUUUAAGCUAAGCCAAGAUUAUUUAAAAGAAAGGAAAAAAGAAUGUGACAAGUAUAAAAAGCUGAAGUCCUAUGCAUACUUACAAGUAAACAUGAAUGCUGUAUAGAAGUAAAUAAGUUAACUGAAUGCUGUAUGGAAGUAAGUAAGUUAACCAACCAAUCUGAAGUAUUAGAACUUGUGCCAGUUUAGAUUCAAUGGCAUCAGUUUAGAUUCACGGACAUCUGUUUUCACCAUCCGUCUCCCAAUACUAAUAUUUAUUGCGUGUGUGUGUGUGUGUAUACAUAUAUAUAUAGAGAGAGAGAGAGAGAGAGAGAGAGAGAGAGAGAGUGUCUCUUAGACAACCAGAUUCUCAGUAUGCCUUCAUUUGCUUACACUGGGUUGCAUCUGGAGAAUCCAUUAUGCUCCUAAUAGGCCUACGUCCAAAAACAGGAAGGACCUGAGGUCCAGCAGAGGCUCUCACUGGAGGAAGGAAAGGAAGGUGACUUUUGCCAAUUGCCUCUUUCCCCUGCAGACUUGUGCCACCUCCCACACUGCGUCCAAGCCGAUGUUCUCAAGCUGAACAACCCUUUUAAGCGUUCACAGUUGCAGUCAAUGAGAUGUACGCAAUAUAUUAAUGUGCUAUCAUGAAUACAAAUGUGUGGGUAAAUACCUUGUAUUGUUUUAUCAAAUAAUAUUAGCUUUUAGGGUUUGCAGAACUGCUAUGGCUCUAUCUGGAUGAUCAUAUAUUGGCUCAUUUAACCAAGAUAUGCACAAGCCUUUUAUCAGCACACAUAGCCUUAUCCCUCCUCAGUUAUUUAACCUGAAAGUCUCCAGUUAACUACAGUUUCUUGUUUGAUUCUGGAUUGUUCCAAACCGCAUAACCAUCCAAAUUAGGCCAAUGGUUGGGUUCAGGAUAGUUGUAAUGCAAAAUCAUGGUUUCUACUUACUAUAGUUGAGAGCACAUACCAUAGUUUGAAGUUCCAGCCCUACAAUUGGCAAUCCAUGGUUUAUAGCAGAAUGUCUGCAUUUGUUUCUUAGGACUGUGAGGGAAUUCCACAGAUCCACGCUCAAAAUCUCUUUUUCCUCCGUUGUCUGGUUGACUUUAAAAAAACAAAAACAUUUUUAUUGUUUUUUAAACAAAUACAAAUAUAAUAUUCAUUAAACACUUAUAUAGCAGUACGGCUAAUGGUCUUUGUUUUAUCCAUUUUCUCUGACUUUUAUAAUCCUAUUUUUACACAACUGUGUAUAUUAGCUGUACAAGGUUUGCACAUCCACAUGUGGAAUAGUGAAAGAUUUUUCUGUUCACAACCUUCUGAAUUACAGCCUAUGAAUUUGGUAUCCAACAGUACUAUCAGAGGCAUGAAAUUACUAUAGCUGCAGCUUUUUAUUGGUUCUGAAGACAGGAAAUAUUUGUUUCCUGGUAGUAAAUAGAUUUAUAUAGUAUUAAUUUUCUAUCACAAUGAGUUUUUAAUGGUGGCUAGGCAAACAAAAACGGUAUAUAUUGUGAAGAUUUAAAUGGGCAGGAUGAUUGCUUCUCUCUUGAAAGCAAGCAGAAAAAUGUCUACCAAUCUCUGGGGAAAAUAACUUUUAUUUAUAGAUUGUAGUACACAAGCAUCAGUCAACAAAACAAAGGGAGCCUUUUCAUUUUAAUACACAAAGUCAAAAGCAAUUAUGCAGUAGAGCGUUACAUUUAUUUUAGCAUUUUCAAAUUGUUUCAUCUGCACUGCAUUCUAUAAGCACAGGGAAUCUACAUUUUGAUAAAUGACAAGGCAUUAUUAUGUAGUUUUAAAUAAGCUCUAAUAAACAAUUCACUUAAAUGCAUUGAAACAAACAGUUUAAGUCCAUUAAACAUGGAGUUUAUCUCAGUAUUGUGAACUUAAUGUAGUUUACAGCCUCCCUUACUUUCCAUUAAAGGGAAUUAUCCACUAAGGAUUCCCAAUUAACCUUCUAGAGAAAUAUGAGUUUAUUUUACCACAGUUACGCAUAGAAAAAAUAUUUUCUUUUAAGCCAUGUGCCUUGAAAGCAAAAUUAUAUGUUAUGUAAAGUGUGUGUGUGUGUGUGUGUGUGUGUGUGUGUGUAUCACAGAUCUCUUUAACUUUACAGCUAAAUAGACAGUGCAACCCUAUACAUGUCUAGCCAGAAGUACGGUAAGUCCCACUGAGUUCAAUGCAUUCCAAUGCAUUCCUAUGCGCCAAGGGUUGCUGACACAGCUAAGGAAGGGGUGCUGUGUCUACAUGCCUGGCAGAGUUUGUGUGAGAAGUGGCUACACGCAUCACUGGCAUCAGUGCUAUUUUUCUAGAAAAAGGUGCCGGAACUCACCAUGAAUGCCACCCUUGUUCUCGUAUAAUGCCAAUGGCACCCACCUGAAAGGUGGCAGAACUGACUUCUGGCAAAUUCCGGCUGAAAAAAAUGCCCUGACUGGCAUGCACCCAUUCCUCCACCACUCCCAGACACUUGGCCAAGAGUGAAUGUGGCAAACAAAAAAUUAGCACUAAAGUCUUUUAUAGGAGCAAGUCCCAUUGAACACAAAAGGUCUCACUUCUUUGAAGAGCUAUUCGGUCUAAGUCCAGUUUAAAUACAAAGAACCAUAAGAAGGAAAAGCAGGGGCUCAAAGUUGCCCAUCAGCAGUUGGCACCUGAACAGCAGACUGCUAUGGUGAUAUGUAUUGUACUGCAGAUAUAUAAAUUUGCAUCUAUACCUGUAAAAUCAGCACAGGCAAAUGCCAUGCAAAUUGGUGCCCUCUUCUGUCUUCUUCUGGGUGAUCCAUUCCAUCUUUUUUGGUAACACAUAAGUGGCCACCCUAAACUGAGUUGCUUCCACAUGAAACCUGGGGUUCGGUCCAGUUGCACUUCCACAUGAAUGAAGCCCAGUUGCAAGCCUUCUAUUAGACCUAUACAGCCCAGAGGACACUAACUGGAGCUUGCUAACAAAAGUGGACUUGCCCUCAGAAGGCUGCCUGAAAACAAAGAAAUGCAAGCACAUAUUUUAAUAGAUGAGUUGGAAAAUAUAGUAUAGCAGGAUGGCGGUGCUGUUUCACUGCUUGAUGUGAAAUGGGAAUUCUGCCCUGCUGCUGCCACCUCUGGCACUUAGUUUUGGCGACAUCUUGCUGGAAAUCAGUGUGAACUCACUGGUGGAGGCAGCAGGGCAGGCAGUGGGUCCACGGGGGUACCAUCUUGGAGGCUUCUGCUACCUGAAGCAGUGGCCUCACCCUGCCUAAUGACUGCGCCAGUCCUGGAAUACAGUAAUUCAUUCUCUUACUGCUAUUAGAAGUACCAUUUCAAUGGAAUUUACAGCUGUAUAUUCCUGUUCCUGCUGCCUCAGAGGCUGCUGUGUCUGUGGAGACGGGGGCACCUCUGGUUCUGGUGAUGUGCCCCCCUUCCCUGGCUCCCCUGAACUGUCAGCUGCCCCUGCAACAUCCUCUGAUGUCCUUAUCAGGUGCAGCUUGACUCAGCACAGUGGCAACGUGAUGGGGGGAAAUACCUUCUGAGUUUCUGCAUGUCAGGCAGCUUGUAAACACAAAGCCUAUGGUGGAACGAUAGCAUCCAGCAGCCAGAAACCUUAAUGGCUACUUCGACAGUCACAGCUGAACUUGGAUGGACAGCAAACCCACCUUCAGGGAAAAUCAGAAUUUGCCAACGUUACCAAAAUAAUGAAGGGGCAAAAGACACCACAGGGGACAAAUGGCAGGCUGACGUGCGUAUCUCUGGACUGAUAUGUACAGCAGUUCUCCAGGAAGAGCAGAUCUUACCAUUUUGUACUGUGCAAAAAACUGUCCUUGUAAGCCUGCCACAUCAAGUAGGAAGCUAGGAGGGCCUGCUGAGGGCCUGAAGGACCCUGCCCUUGCCUCUUUCCACCUGGCUUGGGGCGGGGCCUGACAGGCUUCACAAGGACUGCAGCUGCUUUUAAAUUGUUUUUAAUUUUUAUCUGUGUUGUUUUAAAUGAAACCAUCUUGGCUGUGAACCCUGGAAGACCUGCACCCUGCCUUGCUGGCCCUUUCCCAUCUGGUCUGGGAGAGUGGAGUGCUGACUGACUCCAGCUACAAAAGCUGAAGCUGUUGAACAGAUUCUUGGACUGGAGUAUUGGUUACAGGGGGGGAGGUUGAGAGAGCUGUUGCUGUUAUUGAUAUUAUUGUUGUAUCUUUAGUUUUAGAUCUUAUGAUUUACAUGGAAAUUGUUUCCAUUUGGUUGUGUACUUUUUGAUGUGUUUUAUUUAUUGUUUAUGACUUAUGUUAUGUUUGUAAUUAUGUAAAUCUUGUCAUGUUGUAAGCUGCCUUGAGCACUGUUUUAACUACGGAAAUGCGGCAUACGAAUAAAAUGAUGAUGCUGAUGAUAUCCUGAUGCUAUACUGAUAUGAACUCUAACUUGCAGGCUAAUAUCAACAUCCCAAUGGGAGCCCUUUUACCUGGAGCAGGUCAGCCACCAAAAAGAAAAGAAUUUACUGAAGCUGAUGAGGUAAGAGCAAUAUAUGUCUUCAUCUGCUAGCCUAGUUCAUUUCUCGUUAUUUUAAGAAGCCAUAUAAUGAUCAGUCAGUAUACAGUGGUGCCUCGCAAGACGAAAAGAAUCCGUUCCGCGAGUCUCUUCAUCUUGCGGGUUUUUUCAUCUUGCGAAGCAAGCCCAUUAGCGGUUUAGCGGAUUAGCGCUACAGUAUUAGCGGGCUUAGCGGAUCAGCUGAUAAGCGGCUUAGCGAUCAGCUGAUAAGUAGCUUAGCGAUCAGCUGUUAAGCGGCUUAGCCGAUCAGCUGAUAAGCGGUUUAGCGGCUUGGGAAAAAGGGGGGGGGGAGGAAAAAAACCCCGCAGGAACUCGCAAGACAUUUUCGUCUUGCGAAGCAAGCACAUAGGAAAUUCGUUUUGCGAAGCACCUCCAAAACGGAAAACCCUUUCGUCUAGCGGGUUUUCCAUCUUGCGAGGCAUUCGUCUUGCGGGGCACCACUGUAAAUCAGUUCUAUUCAAGUACAAUUAGUUAAUACACACAACGGUUGGUGGUAUUUUGGGGUCAGUGUAUGGGUGCAACAUAAAUCUGGUUCCAAACUAAGGGUGGAUAUUGUGUUCCAAAUGCAAGAAACAGAGAUCCUGAGCAAUCUGGAAACACCACUAUAGUUAGAUGGGUGUUGCAUGAUUGCAUUUCCUAAUGUUUGGCUUCUAAAAGCAACCGCAAGGAGUCCUACUUUGCAACAGGGCCACAGUGCAUAUGGGAGGCAUGUCUAACUCCCCCACCCCGGAUGAACCCUAUACAAAUAUCUCCACAACUCCCACCAUUCGGAUAGUGGCUAGUAGCAGCUGCUUGCAGCUCAAGACUUUUCACCGUUCAUUGUAUUGGGAUGGUGUUAGUACUAGUAUAGUAGUAAUAGUAUAAUGGGGAGAGGAAGGGAGUAGGAAAAAAGGGCCUAGAUCCUAAGUUUAGAUAUCGAAAGGAGCCUUAUGAAUUUCCAAAAAUGGGUUAUGUAAUUUGAGUACUUGGAGUAUACAUGUGGGUUUCAGUGGGCUGAAAUGUAGGCAGAUAUUUGGAUAUAGCUGGAAAAUGAGUGAAAGGGCAAGAAGCAAGGAAACUGUGUAGGAGGUGUGAACAUUUCAGAUGAGAACACAGUCUGUUCAUCUACAGAUCUGCUAGCAUGCAGUAAUUUACCACAACCAGACAGCUAAUUGACUCUAUCAACCUGAAGCCAAAUUCAAUUUCAGAUGCAUGGGACUUACUGAAAGAAAAUUUGAGAUAUGCAGCUAUGCUUCAUGAACUUCUGAAAUUAAAUAAUAGUUUUAUAAGGAACUUCUGGACUAGAAACUUUGCAGACUGUGGCACAGCCAUCGCACAGUCCAUGGCUCUACUUUUCCAGCUGCAAAACAGAACCAUAUUUCAGUGAACAAUUUUAAGCAGCUGCUUUGGUCUUAACUCACCAAUUUGAGAUCUACAUAGUUAAAAGGGGGACGUACAUUUUAAAAUAAAAAUAAAUAGGUCACCUACAUGUUAUAAUGCAGAAUUAUGUUGCCCAUGCAGUUAGUUGCUUCCCUCAAUCCAAUCCUAUGAAAACUUCGUAUUGCAGGAGCAAAAUUAUUCCUCUUAAAUCUGAAAAGAUGCAAGGAGACAGGUUAUUUUAGAACAGAUAUUGCUAUGAUUACUGUGAUCUAUUUGCAGCAUCAGCUAUGCUUAAUUUUAGGUUCCAUAAAUGUGCCAGUAGCCCCAACACAAAUUUAUAUUUCAUAUCAUUUGAAAAAAUAAAUAUCUGGAGAGGUCCACUUUAAAAAUGUUAUGCAAUUAGAGCAUAUUUUAAAUGGUUUUAAAAUAUUCACCACUCAAUUUGCCUCUGUUCAUUCCUGUGAGAUGCUGUAUGGAUGAAGACCCACUAGUAACAAUGAAAGGGGUAUCUGCACAAAAUAUUAUAAAGCUUGUGAUAAGUAAUCCUUCCUAUCCCACAACUAAGAGAAGAGGGCCUUGAGUGUUCUUUUUCCAAACUUGUUUGUGGUCCUUUAAAAGUGCAAUAAAGAAGCCAAGUCACAGAGCCACCUCAGAAGCUUGCCUUCUUGCUUCUCCAGUGGCAGUAGCAGGGGAGAGUGGGUGCCAUGCCAUGAGAUUCUGCCGCCUGAGGCAGCUGCCUCAGUCUGACUCAUAGGCAGACAAGCAGACUCUGGAGGAGAAGCAUAACGUGCUACAUGAAUAGGUGCCUAAACACUGAAUGACCAGAAGCAAUUAGUCAAUGCCAGAGAUUUAAAGUUCCACAGUGUUUCUAUAGCUUCUCAAAAGUGAUGUGGUUACCAGGUUAGGUAGAUCAUCUGGGAGAUGUGGCAGAGCUAUCCUUACAGUCUUCAGCAGGCUGUCAGAUCUAGUAUCUUCUGUGCACUUUAGUAGAUCUGUCACAUAAUGCCUUGGUUCGCACGUAAUGCCAAGGCAAAUCAUGGCUUGGUGCAGAUGCAGGGCUUUUUUUCAGGACGCAGUUCCAGCGCCUCUCAAGUGGGCGCUGUUGCCAUGAUAAAAGAACAAGGGAGGUGUUCAUGGUGAGUUCCGGCCCCUCUUUAGAAAAACAGCACUGUGCAGAUGCAUGAACAUGUGGGUUACUGGAGAAGAGACCACACCCACUGCACUCCCCCGUCAGUCCUUAUGCUGCAGCAUUACCCAGGGCUAAAGCUGGGAGGUUAAAAAAAAUAUAAUUUGUUGGUGUUAUGUACUGAAGUUCUCUCCCUGGGCCAGCAGUGGGAUACUGUAGAUAGUUUUCACUCAGGUCCAUAUAUGCAAAUAAGGAAUUGAAAGUGAUAUUCAGUGAUUGGAUAGUUACAGAAAGUUGUUACUGUUGCUUUGUAGUUGAGCUCUAUAUAAGCAGGUGGCUGAACCCUUCAGUUCAGUUCUGUUCUGGCCUGUGAAUAAACAAGAGCUGUUUGAAGAAUCGCUGUGUCAUCUGAUAUGUUCACCCACAACUUAACAGUUGGCUUAUAGUAUGUGUGUGUAUAACCAUGGUUUAGCUUAGCAUGGAGCGGAUUUGCCUCAACCAGGGCUCCCAGUUUGUUUCAUUCCAGACAAACUUUGAGCUGUAAGCUAAGAACAAUCUUGGUUUGGCUUAGCAGUGCAUGUGAACUGGGUCAUUGUGAAAAUGGAAACAUCCCCCAGUGUAUUAGUUUGAAGUAGCUGGGUUUUUUUGUCUGCAGAGUCUUCCAGCUUCUUCAGAAGAGGAAAAGAAAAAGGUGCUCCCAGGAGCAAAGAAAUUACCUGGCCCAGCUGUAA